Molecule: messenger RNA, 4911 nt
Organism: Pezoporus occidentalis (night parrot)
Lineage: Eukaryota; Metazoa; Chordata; Aves; Psittaciformes; Psittacidae
Gene: DNAJB4
Product: DnaJ heat shock protein family (Hsp40) member B4
Exons: 4
Coding region: 260-1279 (339 amino acids)
Biological process (GO): negative regulation of transcription by RNA polymerase II
Cellular component (GO): cytosol
Molecular function (GO): protein-folding chaperone binding
Source: RefSeq, a predicted model, not a curated record
GGGGGAGUUAGUUGCAUUGUCAUUGACAUGUUACAUCAUAACUGAGUCCUAAGAACUUUGCCUGCUUGCAAGAACAUGUUCAUUCCAUCUCAGCAGUGGAAAGUUAAAUCUGGAAAAUUCUUCCAAGUGUAUUUUUUUUUUCUUCCACUACAGUAGCAAUUAUGACUUAGUAGACAAGAAUUGGCAUCUCUUCGUUGCUAAGACACUGGACACUGUUUUUUCCAUAGCAAGGAAAAUCUGAAUUUCUCCAACACUCAAGAUGGGGAAAGAUUAUUAUUCUAUCCUGGGAAUUGAAAAGGGAGCUUCUGAAGAGGAUAUCAAAAAGGCUUACAGAAAACAAGCCCUUAAAUGGCAUCCAGAUAAGAACAAGUCUCCUCAUGCAGAGGAAAAAUUCAAAGAGAUUGCAGAAGCUUAUGAAGUGCUGAGUGAUCCCAAAAAGAGAGACAUUUAUGAUCAGUUUGGGGAGGAAGGUUUGAAAGGAGGAGCUGGAGGAUCUGAUGGACAGGGUGGUACCUUCCGGUACUCCUUCCAUGGUGACCCACAUGCAACAUUUGCAGCUUUCUUUGGUGGCACAAAUCCUUUUGAGAUCUUCUUUGGAAGGAGGAUGCCUGGUGGCAGAGACACUGAAGACAUGGAGGUGGAUGGUGAUCCAUUUGGUUCCUUCACUAGUUUUAGUAUGAAUGGUUUUCCAAGGGAAAGAAAUACAGUUGGUAGUCAGUUACGUCGUAAACAAGAUCCCCCUGUAAUCCAUGAACUCAAAGUGUCAUUGGAAGAGAUCUAUCACGGCUGCACAAAAAGGAUGAGGAUUUCACGUAAAAGGCUUAACCCAGAUGGUAGAAGUGUCCGAACAGAGGACAAAAUUCUUACUAUUGAGAUAAAAAGAGGAUGGAAAGAAGGUACCAAAAUCACUUUUCCAAAAGAAGGUGAUGAAACACCUAACACGAUUCCAGCUGAUAUUGUUUUUAUCAUUAAAGAUAAACCGCACUCUCACUUCAAGAGAGAUGGAUCAAAUAUUAUCUAUCCUGUUAAGAUCAGCUUAAGGGAGGCUUUGUGUGGCAGCUCCAUCAAUGUGCCAACGAUAGAAGGAAGAACCAUACCUAUGACAGUAAAUGAAGUUGUAAAGCCUGGGAUGAGAAGAAGAAUUAUAGGAUAUGGUUUGCCAUUUCCCAAAAAUCCUGACCAACGUGGAGACUUAAUUAUAGAGUUUGAAGUCAUCUUCCCAGAUAACAUUUCUCCAGCAUCAAAAGAAGUACUUAGGCGAAAUCUUCCAGUUUCAUAAAAUGAAGACUGCAUAUGUCAACAGUUUAAAUAGGACACUGGAAAUGCUGAGGACUGGCAAGUCUGUGCUUUAAAAGUGCAAUCUGUAACAACUAGUGGAAUAUUUGUUUUUUUUGUUUGUUUUGUGGGAUGGGGGGGGGAAGUACUGUAACGCUGCAUGACAAGUAAAGGGUUAAGUGCAAGUCAUACAGGUGAUUUCUGCAGUAAAAUUUACAGGGAAAACCAUUCAUUUAUUUUUACAUCUUCCUAACCAGAAAAGUCUAUUCAUUAUUUUGCCUAAUGUGAAAUGUAGUCGGUUUUUACAAAGUCAGCACAUCUUUCUGAUACAAUACUUGAGCCUCCAAGUAUUUCUUAUAUCCCUACAUUAUCUAGAACAUUACCCAUUUAUACAGAAAUUGGAGAUAGUAAUAAAUAAAUAUUUUAAAGAGCAAAACAUGAAAAAAUACCGUUUUUGUAUGUUGCCUUCCACUGCACAAAGCAUAGGCUGGGAAAAUCAGCUUGGACUCCUGAACCACCCCCAGUGGAAUUAAAUCAUUUUCCUUACUGCCCCAGAAUGUGUGAGAUAUUACAAGUCUAGCAAAGGGCAUGUGGCUGAAGGACCAGGAGUAGCCGUUAGCUAUGGAUAGUUCCUCAGCCUUCGGGCAGAACAUCAAGAAGAGAUUCUGCAAGUACAUAAACAGCAAAUGGUAGGCCUGCUGUCAAGUGGGGUAGGGAAGAUGUGGUACUUGGUGCCUUCUUUGCAUUAGUCUCUACCAGUAAAACAAGCCUUUGUGGUUGCCAGGCCCCUGAGACUAGAGGGGAAGUCUGGAACAUUGGUGUGGUAGGACCAGAAUAGGGUGCAUUUAAACUGAAAGUCUAUGAGCCUGACAGGUUGCAUCGCUAACUGUUGAGGAAGAUGGCCAAUGCCAUUGCAAGGCCACUCUUAAUUAUCCGUGAAUGGUCAUGGAGAUUGGGAUAUCUUCCAGUAGACUGGAAAAGAAAAAAAAUAUUACUCCUAUCUUCAAGAAAAACAAGAAGGAAGAUUUGGGGAGCUACAGGCUAAUCAGUUUCACCUUAAUCAUUGGGAAGGUAAUGGAGAAAUCCUCUUGGAAAGCAUUUCCAAAGACAUGAAGGACAAGAAGGUGAUCAGGAGUAGUCAGCAUAGAUUUACAAAGGGGAAAUCAUGUUUGACCAACCUUAUUGCCUUUGACAGAGACAGCUAGCUUUGUGGAUGAUGGGAGAACAGUCCAUGUUGUUUACCUUUGACUUUAGUAGAGAGACUGAUAACAUACAGGUUUAACAGUGCAAGUGUAAAGUGAGGAAGACUAAGUACUGGCCAAAUGAGUGAGCACAGGGGGGUUUUAAUUAGUGGCACAAAGUCCAUUUGGAGGUAAGUCAGUAAUGGUUGUACCCUGUGACUUAAUACUGGGGUCAAUACUGUUCCAACACCUUCAUUAAUGACAGAGAUUGUGGGAUGGAGUGCAUCCCUCAGCAAGUUUGCAAACCAUAUAAAAUUGGAAAGAGUGGCUGGUAAUACCAGAUGAUGUACUGCCUUUCAAAGCGACCUCAUUGGGCUGGAGAACUGGACAGAGGAUUCUCACAAAGUUCAACAUGGGGGAUUGCAAAGUCUUGCUCCCUGAGGAACAACCCAAAGCACUAGUACAACCUAGGAGCUGACUGGCUGGAAAGCAGCUUUGCUGAGAAAGACCUUGGGGUCCUGGUGGACAACCAGCUGACUCUGAGCCAGCAAUGCGCCCUUAUGGCAAUAAAGGCCAGAGCUUUGGUAGCAGGCUGAGGGAGAUAAUCCUUCCUUUACUCUUGGCACUGAUGAGGACGCAUCUGGAGUGCUGUGUCCGGUUCUGGGCUCCCCAGUACAAAAAAGAUAGAAACUUACUGGAGCAAGUCUAGCACAAGGCUGUGUAUGAGAGACUGGGAAAGCUGGAGCUCUUCAGCUUGAGAAAGAAAAGACUUGGGGGAGAUCUUACCACUGCAUAUAAAUACAUAAUGGGAGGCAGUGAAGAUGGAGGAGCUAGGCUCUUCUCAGAAGAUCUCAGUAACAGGACUGAGAGGCAGUGGACUUGAGUUAAAACACCGAUUCCAUCUGAAACACAAAGAAACAGUUUUUUAUGUGAGGGUGGUCAAAUACUAGAACAAGUUGACCAGAAAGGUUGAGGAGUCACCAUCCCUGGAGAUACUCAAAACCUGACUGGACAUGAUCCUGGGCAGCCUGCUGUAGCUGACCAUGCUUGAGCAGGGGUCUCAGACUACAUGAUCACAAGAGGUUCCUUCUAACCUAAAUGAUUCUAUGGACUUGGACUUAGCACUUGGUAAUAGUGCUAUAGGCCAUUCUGCAAACCAGGCUUAGCCCAAAGAUGGAUGGAAAGAUGCACAAAGAACAUUGUAAAAGCAUUUAGCUAGUGCAGGUAUUUAAAGAUCAUUCUGAUCGCAAGUAUAUGUUGUUUUCAAAGGCUGAAUUUUACUCCCAUGAAGAAGGAAAAGCCCAGGUCCUAGCUAAAGGAGAGCUUGCUUACAACACAAAGUGGGGUGGGGAUUGCCCAUGAACUUUAAUAUGCUUGAAUUGAGUCUUUUUUGAAUACAGAUAGGAGUUACUUGUCUUUAGAGUUAGAAGAUGCAUAGGGAAAUGGAGAGCCUGCCAUAAUAGUCUAGUUUUAUAAUACAGUAAUAGGGCUGGUUCCCUUGAUUGCGGUAUGAUUUUGGUUGAAAGAAAUGCUUCUUUGCGGGCAUGCUUUAUUACCUGAGUUUAAAAUCAUAAUACAGUAUUUUAACAACACAUUCAAGGUUUGGGAGUUUUUUUGGUGGUGAGCUUUUUUCUUUUUUUUUUUUUUUUUUUUUCCUUCAUAGGAAAAUACGUAGGAUUUGCUGUCAGCCUUUUCCCUGUGGAAAUAUAGUAGUUACCUGCUCUGUUAGGUAGCUUAAGAAAUAGCAGCAUUAUAUUCAUAUAUGUGAUUUUCUGCAGGAAAGUAAAUCAUAUGAAAGUUGGGAUUUAAUUUUUACAAUAACUUCAGUGAGCACAAGAAUAAUCCCAUUCUGUUACUCGAAGGAAUAGCACUUCUGGGAGAUACUGUUCGAAUCAAUAUUUCAGCUGCAGAUCUCUUCAUACAGUGUCAGCUAGCUGUAGUCUUACAUCUAUGAGGAACUAAAUUGCUGGAGCAGUAUCACAAAGGAAAAAAAAAAAAUUGCUGCUUAGUGCUUAUGCUUAUUGUUAACACUAUAUAUUGUUUGUUCAAAAAAUUCCCAUUUCAGUAUGUUCUGUAUUGCAUUUCUUAUGUGGUUUUUAAGUAAAAGAUGUAAAGUUGUUUUUUAACUCUCUUUUGUUAUGAUGGCAGAUGCUAUAAGCUACACGACUUUAAAAGCAUAUCAUCCUAAAUUGCCUGUUUGUCAGUUUAAAAGCUAAUGGAAUUGAGCAUUUUGUAAUCCAGGGUCUUGUAACCGUAGUCAAACUUGUAAAAAAAAAAAAAAAGUUACAGCAACUAGGACUAUUUUUUGUAACCAUCUUCAGGUAAGAGGAUUAGUAUUAAAUUGAGGAAUUGCAGUAUCUUGUGUAUUUAGAGGUGUAUAUAUAUAUGUAUAGCAAACUAAACUUUUUCAACUGUUUUCAUGCACAAAAUACAGAACUAUAUGACUGGUAUGAAA